UGAUAAUUUUUCUUUCUGUUGAUGGUAGACGCGAUAGGGAUUACUUUUCAUAAUUAUAGAACGACUUGAGUUUAACGCAACGUUUCCUGAAAUACGCUCCAAUCUGAUUUCUUCACAGCCUAUUGUUCCUUCGUGCGAUAAAGAGUGCCGACAUUGUUAUUAAAAAUAAGCGCUCUUCAGCUUUACUCCAAAACAAACAAUUCUCGAUGUAUAAAAUCAAUCAUCCAAUCUUCAACAAUAGAAACAUCAUCCAAUUUUGGUUUUUCCGCAGUGAAUAAGCCAUCAAGCAUCCCAGCGAACAAUGUACCAAAAAAUUCUCAUCAGAGCCCAUCAAACUCCAGUUUCGAAUUUCUCAAGUCUCAGCGAAAAAUAAUUUCAAAACACGCCCGUCUCGAAUCUCGGCGCCUUCGCGCAUGCAUUCCCAUACGUCUGCGGCGUCUAUAUGUAUAUACAUAUAAUUAUAUCUACAUAUAACGAGAACCAGCUGAGGAGUCUCUCUCGCGCGCACACUCGCGAAGAGUAGAGAGGGUCUAACCGUUUAUGACGUGGCGCCGAGGACGACCAGCCAACUAUAACAGAGACCGCGAGAGAGAGAGAGAGAGAGAGAGAGAGAGAGAGAGAGAGAGAGAGAGAGAGAGAGAAGUGUAUGGCAACGAGUGUGUAACACACAGCUACCGCUGCCUCUCUUUCAAAAUACAUGUGUAACGCGACGAUGGACGGCAGCGACAACGACGAAACGCUCGUCGGCUAUCAGUUCAGCCGGACGCAUUGCUGGCUGCUGCUGCGGGAAAAAUCGUCUAGCAGAAGAGCUUGUUUAUAGUGCGUGGGCGAAACUGGGUCGCGAGAAUUUUUUUCUUUUAUACAUAUUUUGCACGCAGACCUCGCGCGUGUUCCAGAAGAAAAAAAAAGUGCGAGAAGAACCUAAGGCGAUUUCGGUGUGUAUGCUGCAGUGCAUAUCAUCAGAGGAGAGAACCGUCCGACUGGCGUCUGCUGUGUAUAUACAUACAUUAGCCCGUAUAAACGAGGACGCGAAACGGAAGUGCACAACGUAUGUGAUGCAGCAGCCCUUGCAGGCCGUUUGAAAUUUAGCGCGGCAAGCGCUUCCGCUCUCCGCAGCAGUGAAUAAUGUACGAGCAAAACGAGAAUAGGACUUGUACGAGAGUGUGAAUCAUAAUUUUCGUGAUUUCCGCUGGACUUUUAUCGGCCAGAGAUAUACGCUAACGAGUAUAACAAGGCAUUUUCAUCGCCGAACGCUCGCAGUCGCGUAAAAACCACUCGCUGCUGCGCGCGCUGCGAGUUUCUUUUUCUUUCAUUCGCAGUUCGUUUAUAAUACACAAUCCUUUCGCCAUAGCCGUGGUGUCAAGGUCGACAAUGAUGAAGUCCUCAGGUAUUCAGAGGCCGACGAUGUUGCUGCUAGCCGCUCUGACGUGCGUCCUGACAUUCCUGCCAGCCGCUGAAGCGAUGAUAUGCUACAGGUGUACGGUCCUGCCGCGACAGUACGUCGGCGAAAAGGACCAGCCUUGCUCCAAGUUCGACGGCAGCGAGAGAUUCUAUCAGGACUGUCCAACCUCGACCUUCUGCAUGAAGCGUAUCAUUCAUUACCGACUGACGAACGGAACCACAGUGACGACGGCUGAGAGAGACUGCGCCUUCCAGAAGGACGUCGUCCAGGCGUACAAUUGGAAGGAGCGUCGAUGGCAUCCCGAAGAGAGGAUCGACAAGGAGGCCUACGGCGAAGGCUGCUUCAAGGGCGAGGACAGAGGUACUCCCAACGGUCCGUCCGAGUACUGCUUCUGCUCGAGGAACUACUGCAAUUCGGCGUCUUCCGCGAAGCUCUGCGGCAGUCUAGUCAUCCUUGCAUUUCUGCUCAUGAAGCUCUGCAGAUGAGACUCUGACUCACACUGACCGUAUCGGUUUGCAGAUCUCAGAUAGCAGGGUAUCCAUACCGGUGUCUUGAUGCACGCUUUGAGAUGAAACAAGCUCUCUCUUGACGAGAGCGUUGAGGGUGCGAGAUUGAGAAACGAUUGUGAUAUUAAAAUAUAAUAUCAGAUAUUUUUAUGUAAGAUAUAUUGGAGGCGCGAUGUUUGUUACUUAAUUAAUUUCCUGUCCUGCCAGAGCGGAUGAGAAAAGCGCUGAGAGCGAGCGGAUGUAUGUAUGUACAUGUGUGUAGGAUAAUAAACGAGACUUACCUCAGCAUUAUGUUCGACCAAAUAUAAAAAUACUACGUCUUCGCGCUGCAAACGGACUGCGGAAUGUAACGGGUAUUCGCUCUUCGUUUUCAACAACUGAUACAACAACGGUCCCGGCAUUUCUUUGAAGUCCUCUCCACUGAGGUCAUCCUAAGAUUAAGCAUGAUAUUAUUUUUAGUCCAUCAUAUGUAAUAUUUGACACAACUGAUCUGAUAGUUGUUAAGUGAAAUAAAGGAAAAAGAAAAAAUUGUACCCAGUGACAAGAAAUCAAAGAA
This is a messenger RNA of Nasonia vitripennis (jewel wasp), 2464 nucleotides long. RefSeq lists its product as uncharacterized. Gene Ontology annotation, biological process: regulation of synaptic transmission, cholinergic; sleep; positive regulation of voltage-gated potassium channel activity. The record is from RefSeq and is a predicted model, not a curated record. Lineage: Eukaryota; Metazoa; Arthropoda; Insecta; Hymenoptera; Pteromalidae. Bases 1372 to 1887 code for a protein of 171 amino acids. The transcript is spliced from 3 exons.